AUUUUUGUCUGAACCCAUGUUUAUGUACAUGUGUCGCUGCGACCGAUUCAAUGCCAAAACCAGUUUUUGUCUUUUUCUCAAGUUCGCCAAAUGACGGCAAGCAAUUUUAGGGAAUACCACAGAAGCGCCUCUUCUUGCCUCUCCAGAAAUCAAUUGACACGUUUCAAAUGGGAGUUUUAACUGAUUAUUAUCUGUUAUUGUGUUUAAUGUCCGAUUCUAUUGCUCAUUUCGAUCCAUGGAUGGUCUUGGCCACCGCUUUAAACUACACAGCUAUGGUCUACACAGCUGAUUCCGAACACGUCGUGCAGUGUUAAGUUAAAAUAAACAUAUCCGUACCGUUUUGGGUGAUUCGGCUUUACGUGCUAAUGCUUUAUUUCCAACUUUUGGGACGUGGGAUUUGGCUUCCUUUACAUGGCUUAAAUCUGUCGUUGCAUUUGUUUAUAUAACCCAGCCUUUGGCGAUUCAGAACGAUAAGAAAGAUUUCUUUUACUGUCAAUGCUAGAGCUUCGUUUUUUUUGUCCAAGCUUAACGUUGAUUAAUUGUUGACAAUAAGCGAAUAUGCAUAUCUAAGUCCUCAGGAGAGAUCAAUUAGUGAUUUAACAAUCUAUGGACUGUACAAAGAAUACAGUCUGUUCUUUCCAAACUCUCGAUUAUACAAACGAAGAUGAGAUCAAAACAAAAGAAAAUUCUUUUUGGACUCUUAUACAGCGAGAGAAUUUCUUUGACUCAAAAAGCUGGCCUGGCGCCCUGCUAAUUAGUUCGCAAAUCGAGCAUGUUAAACAAUUUGAGUCAUCACCACGAGUGCUCGUAUUUCCCUGGGGCCACCGCUUCGCUCAAGAAGUCCAUUCAUUGUCCGACAUAAUUGUUUUGUUUGCCCGCAGACACAAUCGAGCCACUGUUGGCACUCGAUCAAAUUUCGUAUUGUCGGACGCUUUGUUUUGCUUGCCUUUCAAUUAGUGAAGUCGACUUACAGACCAAUAACAUGGCUCUGCUAUACGUCUGCUAAUUCCUUCAGUAUUUCACACACAGCUCCUCAGUUCGCGUCAAGACUUCAGUGAACGUGGUGGGUGCUCUCUGCUCGGUCGAAUCGAAAACUCCAUUGAAAAACCCGGCAAAACAGGGGCAGCUAUUUUUAGAUCGGAAUUACGAAUGUCAAUGUUAAUUAACUCGUAAGCUAGCGUGUGAUUUUGCCGGUGUCUAAAGCCCGCUCCACCGUAACCGGUUGCCGUGUGUUCGCAUACUUACACCCACUCCCCGGGGAAUUCCCCAGUACCUGAAGUUUCUGCGCCGGGCAGUGAGUGAAAAAUAUUUAGAGAGACCUGCGUUAUGAACAUUAUGGAUAUGAGGAUCUGUUGAUUUCUUGAGAAGCGUUUCUGUGGUUACCCACCUUCAGCAAACCUGAUAAAAUAUCACUGCCAACUCGUAACGCAAGUCGAAUUUAAAACCGAAACCAUGUUUCGUUAAAGCGUUUUGCAAGGCGACAAAAAACCCACAAACCCCAAGAGACUCUCACAGAGGUUUGACUGUGUUUUUGUUUACCCAUCCAUACCUGGUCAGUGUUUUCAGCUAUCGACACCGCCGAACGUGAAAUGCAAGUGCCAACGAAGUUCCCCAUUGAUCUAUAACUGGAAUGUGAGCGAACUGAAACAACAACAGGAAGAACUCUGUUGAUCAGCAGCAAACAACUUCAAGUUGUCCACAUUACUCAUCACAUUCAUCACCUGAGCCUGCUCUGUCUUCAGAACCUCCAUUAUGCCGAAGAAAAUCCAGCAACGAGGUGGAUCCCUUUACUGUGGAGUUACUCUGUUGGGUAUCCUGUGCUUAGUAGUAUUUCGUCUGAUUCCGGGAAUUCCAUUCGGGGCUUUCGUCAUGGCCGAGAAGGACCACUACCACACUAUAGAUGACCCGAAUGUUCCCUGCAACUUCUAUGAUACUGUCAACCUUACAGGGCACAGGGUCUUUCCCAACGGAAGCUACGACUUUUAUGGCACGAUUAUUCCAAGAAACCUGGUCGGCACAUAUGACUACAUACACAGGUCACUAACGGAACGCAUAGAGGUCCCGAUGCACGUACGUGGUUGCGUCUGCAAAUUGAAGGCCUGCCUCAACAUCUGCUGCCCGUGGCGACAGGUCUACAACUCUAUCAAAGGUGAAUGCAUGGUGGACCACGCGGACAAUCGCACCUGGCCAGAUCCACCCAUGCUCAAUGUGACCUUCGCUAAUGAAACGAUAGAACCGGUAAACAUCUUCAAGCAGUUUGCGAUCCAAAGCUUCCGCCCCUGCCCCCAGAUGUUUUCCCUGCAGCCAGAAUUGUACAACUUCGAUGAAUAUCGCAUUUUUGCGAACGGCUCUAUGCUUCGCGUGGACGAUAAAGUGCACAUCAGAAAGAACGAAUUCUGCCUUGUGCCGACCUUUGUGAACGAUACGGACACUUACUACAGCCUGAAUCCGGCCAACUGUGACAUGGCCGACGAGCACAGCACAGUGAAGAUCAUCAAUGCCUAUGCCAUGCUCUUCUCGAUUCCCUUCAUGUUGCUGACCAUAGCCGUUUACCUGUUGAUCCCCGAGCUUCGGAAUCAGCACGGCAAGAGUUUGGUCUGCUAUUUGGUGGGUCUAUCCGUAGGCUAUACCGCGCUGUGUUACGUACAACUCUACACGAACAUUGAUGCCUUGGGCGUGAAAUGCAAGCUGUUCGGAUAUACGGCCUAUUUCUUUUUCAUGUCUGCCUACCUGUGGCUGAACGUUAUCAGUUUUGACCUGUGGCACAACUUUCGAGGAACGAGAGGCAUCAACAGGUUCCAGGAGAAGAAGCGGUUCCUGUUCUAUUCGCUGUACUCUUGGGGUUUGGCCGUCGUUUUUCUGGCCUUCACGUUUUUCGCCCAGGAAUUCACCAGUUGGCCCUCAUAUCUAAAACCGGGAAUCGGAGAUGGCACAUACUGCUGGCUGGACAUGAACAACUGGUCGGCCAUGAUCUAUUUCUACGGCCCCAUUCUGGCGAUAGUCGUGGCCAAUACAAUCAUGUUCAUAAUGACGGCGAUCAAGAUCCACGGCGUGCAGCGGGAGAUGGCGAGGAUAAUUGCAAGCGAGAAUAGCACCAAGAACCUGCGAACCGAAAAAGACAAGUUCGGCCUCUUCCUGCGCCUCUUCCUCAUCAUGGGCGUCACCUGGCUGUCGGAACUUGUCUCCUUUUUCGUGGGCAGCAACAAUAACUUGUCCAAGAUCUUCUACAUCUCGGAUCUGGCCAAUGCCAUGCAGGGCUUUCUCAUCUUUAUGCUGUUCGUGAUGAAGAAGAAGGUCAAGAGCUUGAUCACAAACAGAACGAUUCGGGUGCGUAGUCUGCGGCAGACUGAGAGCGUUACGAUGGGUCCGACCUCGAUAACCAUGCGACAGCGCUUUAUGGACGCCUCCAACCAGAUCCGCAAGUUGGUGGUCAUCCGCAACGCCUUCGCCAAUGGCUCUACCAGCGGUAUUCACUCACAUGAAGUCUGAUUUGUUCCCGUCGAUUGCAAUGCUCGAGUGUGCGGGAUGGCAGCAACCAACGUCAGAGCCAGUACUCCACCAAAACUACGUCGAGCAGCGUGGCCAACCUGUCGCUGCACGAGAAGCCGUCGGUGGAGAAGCCGCUGGUGAUCAGUUCCAGUGUGGAUC
Drosophila gunungcola (fruit fly) is the source of this 3648-nucleotide messenger RNA. RefSeq names its product G-protein coupled receptor Mth2. Gene Ontology annotation, biological process: cell surface receptor signaling pathway; G protein-coupled receptor signaling pathway. The coding region runs from base 1753 to 3489 and encodes 578 amino acids. The record is from RefSeq and is a predicted model, not a curated record. Lineage: Eukaryota; Metazoa; Arthropoda; Insecta; Diptera; Drosophilidae. Gene Ontology annotation, cellular component: membrane. The transcript is spliced from 6 exons. Gene Ontology annotation, molecular function: G protein-coupled receptor activity.